GCAGUCUGAAUCGCUGAGAAGAUGGCGGUGCGUGUAAUGCGGGGAGGUGAGGGCGGCCCGGGGAAUCCCAUAGGUGCAGCGGCCAGAGAACAUGUACAAGCGGUGAGCCGAGACUACCUGUCCCAGCCCAGGCUGACUUAUCGCACUGUGUCUGGUGUUAAUGGGCCCCUGGUUAUCCUGGACAAUGUCAAGUUCCCCAGGUACUCAGAGAUUGUUCACCUGACUCUCCCCGAUGGCACAAAGAGAAGUGGGCAGGUACUCGAGGUCAGCGGAUCCAAAGCUGUGGUACAGGUGUUUGAGGGCACAUCCGGCAUUGAUGCAAAGAAAACCUCAUGUGAGUUCUCUGGGGAUAUUCUCAGGACACCAGUAUCCGAGGACAUGUUGGGACGUGUAUUUAAUGGUUCCGGAAAGCCUAUUGAUCGUGGACCCAGUGUUUUAGCUGAGGAUUAUCUAGACAUAAUGGGGCAGCCCAUAAACCCCCAGUGCAGAAUCUACCCUGAAGAAAUGAUCCAGACAGGGAUCUCUGCUAUAGAUGGUAUGAACAGCAUUGCCCGUGGUCAGAAAAUCCCUAUUUUCUCUGCUGCUGGUCUUCCACAUAAUGAGAUUGCAGCUCAGAUCUGUCGUCAAGCAGGUCUGGUGAAGAAAUCCAAAGAUGUAAUGGAUUAUAGUGAGGAUAACUUUGCCAUAGUCUUUGCUGCUAUGGGGGUUAACAUGGAGACUGCCCGAUUCUUCAAGUCUGAUUUUGAGGAGAAUGGCUCCAUGGACAAUGUGUGUCUCUUUUUGAACCUGGCCAAUGACCCCACAAUUGAGCGUAUUAUCACCCCACGUCUUGCCCUUACCUCUGCGGAGUUCUUGGCCUAUCAGUGUGAGAAGCACGUACUGGUGAUCCUGACUGACAUGAGCUCCUAUGCUGAGGCUCUGAGAGAGGUAUCUGCAGCUAGAGAAGAAGUCCCUGGUCGCCGAGGCUUCCCAGGUUACAUGUACACUGAUCUGGCUACAAUCUAUGAACGAGCUGGGCGUGUGGAAGGAAGAAAUGGCUCUAUCACUCAGAUCCCUAUCCUUACCAUGCCCAACGACGAUAUCACUCACCCCAUUCCUGACUUGACUGGAUAUAUCACUGAGGGACAGAUUUACGUGGACAGACAGUUACACAACAGGCAGAUCUACCCACCCAUCAAUGUGCUUCCCUCACUUUCCCGUUUGAUGAAGUCGGCCAUUGGGGAAGGCAUGACAAGAAAGGACCAUUCAGAUGUAUCUAAUCAGCUGUAUGCCUGCUAUGCCAUUGGAAAGGACGUACAAGCCAUGAAGGCCGUAGUUGGAGAGGAGGCUCUGACCUCCGAUGAUCUUCUGUACUUGGAGUUCCUACACAAAUUUGAAAAGAAUUUUAUUGCGCAAGGUCCUUAUGACAACCGCACAGUUUACGAAACGUUGGAUAUUGGAUGGCAGCUUCUUCGAAUCUUCCCCAAAGAGUUGCUGAAGAGAAUUCCCCAGAGCACCCUGGCAGAAUUCUACCCCCGAGACUCUUCUGCCAAGCACUGAGCAGCCGCCUCAUCUAUCUCCAUGUGUUCUUUACCCUGCACUUACUCCCCUCUCCUCCAUGUGUGCCGUUUACAGGUUCUUGUCCAUCAUGGAGUCACUCACAGGAAGGGAGCAGCGACGAGAUAUUAGCCACAAAGAUAGAAUGGCAAUACAAAAAUCCCACUUUUAUUCUAUCCAUUGACUGUGGAUUUCAUUCAUGUCAAAUCUUAAGCAUCUCAAUAUGAUCCAGUAGCCGCGGUUUUGUACGCUAAUGUGGUGCAAGAUGAAGUGCUCUAUGUUCCCCUUGUGUGGCAUGCGUAUAUUUAUUGUGUAGCAGUGCCUGUGAUUUUACCGGGGGCAGUUGAUACUAAAUUCUAGAAACCCACAAGCGACAUUAUCGUGGCAAAUCCCUAAUUACAAACUAGGCAAAAAGCCCUGGAAGCACAUGUGUUUAUAGGAAUUUAGCCCUGCGCAUGUACCGGUUGGUUAUAGUGAUGCCCAGGGCUUUUGCCAUUUCCAGCACUGUUUCCUGCUGCCUGACUCCAUGCCUGUCCCUUUGCCCACCCAUAGGCACCAGAAACUGGUAGAAGAGUGCAGGGAGGCAAUUGUCUUUGGUACCAGAUUCCUCCUGCGUUCCUUUGGAUAUUCUCCCCCCCCCUCCCUUUCUGUUUAUUUGCUUUUUCCUCUGUUAUCUAACUCCCUGCAGGACCUACAUCUCCCACACAGUCUGCCAUUUUUACUUGCUCCGAAAUGUUAGAUUUUCCGUCAUCCUUCCUAUUUCAAGAUUGGUCUUAUUUCGGCACGCCCUUCCCAGUCUCUCAGAAUGCAGGCUGUUACUAUGGGGGGAAGUUUUGUGUUAUUUUAUGUGAAUUUGGUGCAAUAGUUUGCUGUCUGGUUCAUUCCAUCUGUAUACGGUGUAUAAAUUUAUUGCUGAAUGUCAAAUCAAAGUAAAUAUUACAUUUAAUGUU
Molecule: messenger RNA, 2486 nt
Organism: Xenopus tropicalis (tropical clawed frog)
Lineage: Eukaryota; Metazoa; Chordata; Amphibia; Anura; Pipidae
Gene: atp6v1b2
Product: ATPase, H+ transporting, lysosomal 56/58kDa, V1 subunit B2
Exons: 14
Coding region: 22-1539 (505 amino acids)
Biological process (GO): proton transmembrane transport; ATP metabolic process
Cellular component (GO): apical plasma membrane; synaptic vesicle membrane; clathrin-coated vesicle membrane
Molecular function (GO): ATP binding; proton-transporting ATPase activity, rotational mechanism
Source: RefSeq, marked provisional